CUCUGUUACAGUUUUGAAUAGAGUAUCUCCUGUAAGCCGUACUUUCUCUUGAUAGCUGUGAAGAGUAAUCAGAGUUAACGUUUUUAUAAGAGGAGCCUCUAGAAUGAACUCGCAAGCAGGAUAAAUCUUCUAUUCUCAUGGUUUACAAUGCAUGCUAAUUCUCAUGGUUUACUGUGCAUGCUAAUUCUCAUGGUGUUUCCUGGUUGGUUUAGUUGUAUGAUGAUGCGGAUGCAGGAUUUUGUUAUCCAUUGUGUUGGACUCUUAAGAAAAAGCAAAUGGAAAUGGAAAUAAAAAUAAUGGAGACCAAGAAAAAUUGCCCACGGUAGAUCGAAGGCUGUGAGAGGGAUUGGCAGAUGUUUCGAUAUACUUAGGGGUAGUAUGAUGGGCCAUUUGAAGAAAUUGAGAUUCCAAUACAUGCACUAGCUAAACAAAGUAAGUGUUCAAGUUUCAAAGGGUGUGGUCAUGGCCAUGACAAACGGUAAUAAUGAAUAUGAGAAUGUGGGUUUGGUGAAGCACAAUCAGCAAAAUGCACAUGCAAACAUGGCUUGUUGUACAGCUUCUUCAACUUCCAGCAAUAGCUCAACCAAGAAGCCAAUGCCUCAGAUUACAGUGACCAUGAGGAUUGCAAGGAGGAAAUUUGAAAGGUUUCUCCAAGACGGUACAACCAGAUCUUUCAGUUGGGAGAUCUCCCAUGCAUUUACUUGGAAUAGGCAGACUGUUGAAAGAACUCCAUUUGAAGUUGGUCUUGUGUGUGUGAAAUUUGGGGAACCUGCAAGGGCACAAACACUUCAAUAAACCAUUAUUUGCAUGGGUUAGCUAAUCAAAAAGAACAAAAUGAAAUCCAUUGCAAGUUGGCUUAUUGCCUCCUAGAAAGUGUGAGUGUGGAUUGCUCUCAGAUUGCUAAGCUAUCCAGUGACUAGACUACACUCAAACAGAGGAUUUUUAAAUGCAUGCAACUAGGUGAAUGCAAGAUUAAUAACUAAAUGCAAGAUUGAA
Molecule: messenger RNA, 996 nt
Organism: Cryptomeria japonica (Japanese cedar)
Lineage: Eukaryota; Viridiplantae; Streptophyta; Pinopsida; Cupressales; Cupressaceae
Exons: 2
Coding region: 463-795 (110 amino acids)
Source: RefSeq, a predicted model, not a curated record